CAUUGUCUUCUCUUUUAUUCCUCUUGAAACUUCUCUGCUAUCUUCUUCUCUCUCUAGAAAGGAAGGAUGAGAAAACCUUGUUGUGACAAGCAGGACACAAACAAAGGGGCAUGGUCGAAGCAAGAAGACCAGAAGCUCAUCGACUACAUUCGCAAGCACGGCGAAGGAUGUUGGCGAACUCUUCCUAAGGCUGCCGGUCUACUUCGUUGCGGGAAGAGUUGCAGGCUAAGAUGGAUAAACUAUUUGCGGCCUGACCUCAAAAGAGGCAACUUUGCUGAGGAUGAAGAGGAUCUUAUCAUCAAGCUUCAUGCUCUUCUGGGCAACCGAUGGUCGCUAAUUGCUGGGAGAUUGCCUGGACGGACAGACAAUGAAGUGAAGAACUAUUGGAACUCACAUUUGAGGAGGAAACUAAUAAACAUGGGCAUCGAUCCUAACAAUCACCGGCUAAACCAGACUCCACCUCGCCUUGAAAGCUCGAACAAUAUCUCCAUUAGCGCGACUUCUUCUGGAUUGAAGACUCGCCUAAGUCCGCAGCAAAAAUACUGUGGUGGCGACAAAGACCAGGUUUCAGACGCUGGGAGUUGUCUGGAAGAUGAACCUAGCAGGUUGCCAGACUUGAACCUUGACCUAACAAUUAGCAUUCCGUCUCCUUCGCCUGCAAAGAUUGAGAAAGUGCGAAACCCUAGUUCUUAUAAGCAUGACAUGUCAAGGGACUCGGAAAUUGCUCCAUCAUCGACUCUGGUUCUCUUCAGAUAACCAAUUGGGCACACCAAUUAAUCAUUAGGCAGAUUAGAUUGAGCAGGCCCCUGAUGAAUAUUUGAAAAUUAGGGCAACCUAGCCGAGGUGAUUCUAUGACAAUAUACGGGAUGGCGUUUCCCGAUACAUAUCAUUUUGUGAAGUCUAAAUCAAUUAGCAAGGAUUGAUAUGAUUCAUCAAGCUUAAUUUGAUGAACUAUAUAAAGAAGCAAUGAGCUCGAGCCUAUCGAGAGUUGAAUCUUAUUGGCCCACUUCCGUAGAGAAUUGUUCAAUAUAAUCUCUGGAGUGGAACGGGCUUAAAUGAUGUAUUGCCGAGAAGGAUAGGGGGAUUAAGAGGAGAUUGGUGGGAGCUUGCCGUUGUAAAUUUAAUCAGCUAAAUAGAUAGGUAGAUUCAAUUCUGUUAACAUACAUGUACUCGAGAUCUGCCAUAGACAUAUAUAUUUAUUGUUGAAAUGUAUCAUGAUCAGCUAAUGACCGAAUUUAUAUGGUCCUUAAAGUUUCUGUGUUUGAAA
Messenger RNA from Syzygium oleosum, 1267 nucleotides. Its product is annotated as MYB-like transcription factor 4. The transcript has 3 exons. Bases 67 to 756 code for a protein of 229 amino acids. Lineage: Eukaryota; Viridiplantae; Streptophyta; Magnoliopsida; Myrtales; Myrtaceae. The record is from RefSeq and is a predicted model, not a curated record.